AUGUACGACGGCAUGAUGGACCCGGGCGGGGGCGAGUUCGACCCCCGACCCGACCUCAGGUGCGCUCGCGGCCCCCCGCCGGUCUCCCCGACACGACACCCGGGUGUUACAACGAGACCAGAUCCCACGCGAUUUCGCCCCCGCCCCUCCCCCCUCCCCGUCGUCCGUCCCGAACCGUCCCCUGACCUCUCCCUUCCCCCCGUCACGCGCACCAGCGGCACGUGGGAGACGUACGCGGUGGACAACCAGGAGCCCUUCCUCCGCGCGUUCGGCUCCGCGUUCCACACCGGCGCCCCCGCGUUGGUCCGCCCGAAGGAGCUCCACGUCCUGACGCACGACCGCGACGGGGGCGCGCUGGAGGACACGCUCGUGCUGGGCGACACCGCGGUGGUGAACCGCACGCGCAUCGGCAGGGCGUGCGAGAUCGUGGGGCCCGACGGCGCCGCCAUGACGGUCACCGCGAGGUGGGACGGGGACGUCUGGGUCGAAGUUGACGACGCGCUCGUGAUGGAGACGCGAAGGUGGCGCGAGGGCGAGCUGCUCGUGGUGGCGCGAACGGUGACCAACGACGACGGCACGCUGGUCACGAGCAAGGCUUUCAUGGGCGCGCCGAGGAAGAGGGCGGCGGCGUUCGAGGCGGCGUCCCCGGGCGCGGUGCUCGCGCUCUCGCCGCCGGGCGGACCGAAUUUGCCGAUGCUCUCAUCCGUCUCUCAGUCCUCGGCGGCCAAGGGGAAAACCGCGAAGAAGGGCGGCCGCGAGGACGGCGACUUCGACGACUCCAGGAGCGACUCCGGGUCCGUGUACUCGCAGGUGAUGGACGCCGCGCGCGGGUUCGUGUUCGGGGAGUCCAGCCCCGGGGCGGGGGCGGGCGGCGGCGAGCUGGCUCAAAUUUCCAGGGGCGGCGCGGGCGCGAGGCGCGCGGCUGAGUUCUUCGGCUUGGACCCCGCGCGUGCGCCGCUGUGCGGCGCUUUCCCUUGCUCGCUCAAGGGCGCGACCGGGCACCUGUACAUAUUCGAGUUUCACGUCGGGUUUGGCGCCGUACACCUCACCGACGUCAACCAGUGGGGCACGCCGGCUAAGCUCGUCAACAACCUCGAGAUAUCCGGCGCGGCGAAGAUGACCAUCGGGCUAUCCACCGGGGCGAUUCUCACCUUCGACGACGUCGAGGACCGCGACGCGGCGUACGACUGCAUGGUUAACAUGCUCGAGAAGAUCCCCCCGUCCCCGGACGAGGAGAUCCACGGCGGUGACCCGGACCACCGGGUACCCGUGCCCCUUCGGCUCGGCUUUGAGCCCGAGCGGUACGUCAUCGUUCACUUCGCGACUACCGAGUUCCUUCCCGAGUCGUGCGCGGGGUGCGUUCCCAUCGCGAUCGCCGCCAUGGGCAGGUACGGCACCGCGAUUCCGAGCGGCGGGGUGUGGACCCCCGGCGUGUACUCCCCGUUCAAUCGCACGCUGGUUUUCCCCGCCGCCGAGGCUGACCUCGCGGCGGAUGCGGUGGACGUCACGGUGAUGGCGGGCGGGUUGGGAGACGGGGGGCAGACCGUGGGAAAGAUCACGCUGCCUCUGUCGAUCAUGCCGAGGACGCGCGCGGGUGCGAACGAGGUGAAGAAGAACCCGUGGACGGUCGGGGUCAAGUCGAUGGAUGAAGACGAAGAGGACGCGACGGGACGAAGGGUCAGCGACGAUUUCAGCGACGAACACGGCAAGACGCCGGGAAAGCAGCGCCGGAUAUCGGCGCGGAAAGCCCCCCCGGGAGAGCUCACCAUCGCCGCGUGGAUCGGUACCACCGCGGACGUCAACGAGCUCGGCGGCGGCGUCAUCACCGCCAAGCUCUCUUCAAGUGACGCCGCCAAGCCCGCGGUUGUCAGGGUACCGCCCGCGGUUUCCCGCGUCACCGUCAACGUUCACGCGGUCCGCGGCGUCGCCGCCAGAAGCCUCCUCUCCCGGAUCGACGAGGACGGUGUCGGCGACGUGGACCGCGACGUGGACGAUUCCGUGGAGCUCACGUGUCGCCUCGCCAUCGGCGAGCAGGUCCACGUCACGUCCCCCGCGUCGCAUUCCCCGACGGAGCAGGCGUCCUGGCCCGCCGCCGACUCACUCCCCGCGACAUUCACAGCGCCGGAGCCCAGGAGCGGCCUCCUCAACAUCGACCUCUGCGUCGGCCCCGACGGCGAGAAGAGCAUCGGGCGCGUCGACGUCGACCUCGCGUCCUUACAGCUGCGCCCGAGGGAGGGCGCACGACCGCGGAGGCACUGGAUCAAGCUCAGGGCGCCGCCCGCGAGCGCGGACGCGUCGUCAGACGCGGGCGCCUCGACUCGGGGGACCAGCGUGCGAAGCCGCGGUUCGUCGUCGCGCGUUCGGUCCAAGCGCCGGUCCGGAGACGCGGGUGGCGGGUUCUUCGGCGGGUUCUUCGGGGCCGGCCAGCAGUCCGUGCCCAGCACGGUGUACGAGGAGGGCGAGUCCGAGACGGACGACGGGUACUCGGACGACGAGACGGGAUACACCGAGACGGAUUUCACCGGUGAGACGGAUUUCACCGGGGAGACGGACGAGGAGGAAUACUUUGGGGAGAUUCUCGUGGACGGGUUCGUGGACGAGGGGUGCGGACCCACCGCCGCGAUCGGUAAGAAGGCGCCGCUGGGCGAGCUGUCGCUCGAGAUCCUCUCCAUCCGCGGCUGCACCCCCGAGGGAAGCGGGAGGAAAUCGGAGCCCGCGGUUAUGCUCAAGCUCGGCGGUUCGUGGGCGCACCUCCCCGCCGCGGCUGGCGGCGCCCCCGCGGAGUGGCGCCGCGAGAUCGUCGCCGCGGUGUACGACGGCUCGGACUGCGCCGAGAUUGGCGUCUUCGACCAGUCCGCCGAGGACCUCACGCCGCUGGGUUUCGUCAACGUGCCAGUCAGGAAACUUCCCCGCGGGUACCCGAUGGUCUCCACCCUCGCCCUCGGCGGCGCGAAGGAAUCUAACCCCCACGCGGAGAUUACCAUCCGCGCCAGGUUCAAGCCGCUGGUCUCACGCGGCGCACAGCUGUUCCAGAGCAUGUCACCGCCCCUCCCAAUCUCCGCGUACGUCCACGGCGCGCGUAAGGGCACCGAGGACGGCGGCGUGGGCGUCGACGAGCUCGUGAGGCAGCAGCGGGAGCUCGCGCUUGAAUCCCUCCUCGAGGGACCCGCGCCUCUGCCCGAGCCGAUGGUUCGCGCCAUGCUCCCGCGGCCCAAACCCGAUGCCGCCACUCAGAAGGCGGCGGCGAAGGGCGUCAAGGCUUGCGUCGUGAGGAUCGCCGCGUCGCUCGAGACGUACAGGCUGGAGCUGGCGUUUGUCCGCCGGGCGAUCACGUGGGAGAGCCCCGUCGCCGCCGGAUUUUUACACGUGUUCAUCAUCUGGGUUCUCUUCAACCCGGGCGCGGUGUUCCCGUGCGCGGCGCUGUGGCUCGCGAUCCGCAUGAUGGUGCACAAGCGCCCCGGGCGGUGGACCCUCCUCGGCGCGGACAAGUCCCACGCCGCGGGCAGCUUUGACGUCGGCGUCGCGCCCCCGGGGUCCAAGCUCGCGGGGUCCGAGGUGGCCGGGCUGGUCGGCAAGCCGCCGUCGAUCGUGGGAUCCAGCGUGGGCGGCGCGGUGGUGGCCAUGAGCAAACGCGCGCACACGUCCGCGUUCAGGGCGCUGGGUGUCAACCCGGGCGUGGACGCGUACGAGGGGUGCGUGCAGACGGCGUACUGGGCGCAGGCGCUGGCGAGGCACGCCGUGCCCGCGGCGGAGGCGCUUCACGACUUGGUGACGUGGCGCGACGCGGGCAAGAGUAACGCGUUCAUGACGUUCUGCUUCGGCGCGAGCUUCUUCACGAUCUGGGUGAAGCUGAGGGUGGUGGUGCUGGUGGCGUGCUUCGUGGCGUUGAGGCACCCGGUGCUGUGGAAGCCGGCGACGCGGCCGUUCCGACUCGCGUUGGCCGCGGAAUGA
This is a messenger RNA of Micromonas commoda, 3951 nucleotides long. RefSeq lists its product with no specific name. Bases 1 to 3951 code for a protein of 1316 amino acids. Lineage: Eukaryota; Viridiplantae; Chlorophyta; Mamiellophyceae; Mamiellales; Mamiellaceae. The record is from RefSeq and is a predicted model, not a curated record. The transcript has a single exon.